AUUAUUUUAUCAAGUAUAAUAAAUGAUCUGUUAUGAGCAAUUGUAACAAUAUAAUUAAAAUGUAAUGCAGAAAAACAAUGAAGCAUCCUAGCCCCGUUAUUUUAUGAGAGCGUUGAAUUAUCAAAUAUACAUUUUCGUAAAAAAAAAAAAAAAAUGGAACAUAAGAAGAGUGUAUUAGUCUCGAACGUACUCGAAAAGUGUGAAGUACUUUGUAAUAACACCAUGCAAGUAUAUAUUAUUGCCUGAUAUUUUUUCUUCUCAACAUAAUAUACACGCUGUCGUUAGAAUUAUCCUUAUGCCAUAGAUACUAUAGUAUAUAUGCGAAUUUGAAAGUCAUCUAUUUUAAAUAUUAAAAACAUCAAUAAUUAAUAAUAGUUACAUAAGCGCGAUGCUUGAAGAAGGAAAAUAAGAAGUACAUGUUUAGAAUGAAAAAUAUUUUAGAGCAACGUGAGAAGUUUAGGAAGAGCGAAGAAUAUCAAAUGUCCUAUAUUAAUUAUUUAUUGAAAUACAUCUAUAUAGAUCCGACGCUUUGUUCAAGAAGAUACUACACGUUCAAAAUAUCACAUUGCCGAAUCAAAGUACCAAAUGCCCAAUCAUAUAUAUUAUUUACAAUUUUACUGUUUCAUUUAUUUAGUAAGUAUUUAAAUGCAUAGAUUCUUAAGAAAGUUUAAAGUCGCUAUUUAUGUAUAUCGGUUGUCUUCUCAGCAGUUCAAUUAUUUAUUAAUUAAUUCGAAAUAAAUUCGAAUUUGAACUUUUAUCGACGAUUCGUAACCCAUUAUCUACGUAAUGUAUUAUACAUACGGUAUUAUACAUAAUAAACAUAUUACAUGGAUAAUGGUUUACGCAACGUAUACCAUUGAAAUCUAAGAAAAAUGUUUAAAGCAAAUUCAAUAUCUCGCGGUACUAUCACGUAAGCAACAUCACAUAAAGACAGAUCGGUGAAUCGGUUGAGUCAACAAGAAAGUCGCUAGCCAUGCUAGUGAUGUUUCAUCGAAAUUUCGCUAAUAUAUUGUGGCGUAAGCUUUUUUCGAUGGAUAAGUACACGGUACUCUUCGACACUCCAAGAACAUGUUUUAGAGGGAACAUAUACAUACGUAUGUAUGUAUCAAAAUACGAUUACAAAUUGCGAUAAAAGUUGUAAUACUUUUCAAUCGGAACAAAAAAUUAAUGUAAGUGGAGUCAACAUCAAUUACCUGAGAGUUGGUACGGCUCAACAUCCAGUUUUGUUUUUACCAGAUGCCUUAGGUUCGACUUGGACGACGCAUCUUAAACCAUAAAUAGAGGGAUUGGACGAUGAAAAAUUUACUACGGUGGUAUGAGAUUCUCCGGGCGAAGGAAAAUCAAAACCACCCGACAGGACAUUCCCAAAUGAUUUUUUUCAGCGUGACACCGAUUAAGCAUACCAUUUAACGAGUUACACAAUAUUUUCAUUGAUAAGUUGGAGCGAUGGUGGUAUCGCGUUCGCUUCGAUGUUCCCCGAUAAUGUUCGAAAGAUGGUAGCCGUUGCUGUAAACGCCUAUGUAACGUCGAAAGAAAUCAACAUUUAGAAAAAAUACUAAAAUGUAGAUAGUUGGUCCGAAAAAAUGCGAGCUCCACUAAUAGAAAUAUACGGGGAGGUCUACUUCCGAAGAACUUGGUCUAAUUGGACAGAUGCAAUUUUGAGAAUUUGUGAAAAACAACACGGCGACUUAUGCAAAGUGUUGCUAACGCAAAUUAAAUGUCCCAGUUUGAUGAUUCGGAACAAGGACCCUAUGGUACUCGCCGAGCAUCCAAUUUACUUGAAGGAUCACAUCGUCGGAGCAAAGUUGCAAAUUUUUUGAAGAGGAGCGCAUAAUUUGCAUUUACGAUAUCCUGAGGAAUUUAACGAGAUCGUUAUCAAGUUUUUAAUCGGCUGAUCGAUGGUUUCACGAUAUACAUAAAUAUGUGGUAGAUAUGAUAUACAGUCUUAUAUACCUUUUUUUAUCUCCAUACAUUUGUGGUCAUCGUAACGUAAUAUAAUAACGUUUUUUUUUUAGUGAGCACUGGUAAUACCUAUGAUUAAUCGCAAAUGUUAGAAAAAGCAUCCUUAUUAAGAGUUCGAACAACGUUUGUUCUACACUACGCUGAGUGCGUGAUAUAGCGUAAAGGACACACGUGGGAUAACCGGCACAGGAAUCAAGUCAGAGAAAGGAGCUAUGAAACCACGUGGGCGAUGGAGGCUUUCCGUUG
Bombus huntii is the source of this 2208-nucleotide messenger RNA. Its product is annotated as valacyclovir hydrolase. The record is from RefSeq and is a predicted model, not a curated record. Lineage: Eukaryota; Metazoa; Arthropoda; Insecta; Hymenoptera; Apidae.